AUGACCAUUGGCAAUUUCAGUUAUAUGCCUGAAUCCAGUGAGUCUUUAAACUCCCUCCGUACGGAUUCGCAAAUGCUAAACCACCAAAUGUCAAUAGUAUCAACCUCAAGGCCAGUGGUUUCACAACUCCAACAAAAUAACGAAAAAAUACUACCACAAUUGUUGCACCAACUAAUUCUAGAUUUGUCAAUACCAGAAAAAAGAGAGUAUGCCCUGAUAGAACUAAGCAAGCAGCGCGAAAACUACCCUGAUUUGGCAAUUCUACUUUGGCACUCAUUUGGUACUGUAGCAACCCUUUUGUAUGAAAUUGUUUCUGUUUACCAUUAUCUGUAUCCUUUGACCAUUUCAAUGGCCGACUCGACCAAGGCGUCAAACUCGCUAUCGCUUUUACAAUGUAUCGCAUCACACCCACAAACGAGACAACAUUUUCUAAGCGCUCACAUACCUUUGUUUUUGUACCCAUUUCUCAACACUGCCUCGAAGAGCAGAAGAAUAGAGUACCUCAAGCUUACUUGCCUUGGGGUUAUAGGAGCACUCGUGAAGAGUGAUGACGAGGAGGUCAUAGUUUUUUUACUUGAGACUGAAAUAAUCCCCCUAUGUCUGAGGAUAAUGGAGACGGGCUCUGACAUUUCAAAGACGGUGUCGAUUUUCAUAGUUCAGAAGAUACUCAUGGAUGACCGAGGCCUCGCAUACGUUUGCGCUACCGCAGAGCGUUUCUAUGCAGUGACGUCCGUAUUAAACAAUAUGGUCAUGGGACUUCUGGAAAGCCCAUCCAGAAGGAUCCUGAAGCACAUCGUAAGGUCAUAUUUGCGUCUAUCGGAUAACACGAGGGCGCGUGACGCGCUCCGUAAAUGCUUACCGGAACCCUUGAGGAAAAUUGAUCCGUCAUUUUAUCCCUGCUUGAAGGAGGAGCCGAUGCUCAAGAAGUGGCUUCUGCAACUCAUUUGUAACACGGAGCCAAUUGACGAGAACCAUCCAAUGUAA
Molecule: messenger RNA, 984 nt
Organism: Theileria annulata
Lineage: Eukaryota; Apicomplexa; Aconoidasida; Piroplasmida; Theileriidae
Product: cell differentiation protein (RCD1 homologue), putative
Exons: 6
Coding region: 1-984 (327 amino acids)
Biological process (GO): negative regulation of translation; mRNA catabolic process
Cellular component (GO): CCR4-NOT core complex; CCR4-NOT complex; P-body
Source: RefSeq, a predicted model, not a curated record